AUGGCGGAGUUUCUCCGAUUGCAAGAUCCGAACAGAAACUGGGUAGCGGAGUUAGCGUAUUUUAGCCAAGGUAGGGGGAAAGGAAGCGUAAUCGGAGCAACUCCAGCGGUGGCCGUGUCAGUAACCAGUGCACAACCCAUUGUCCCCAUUCCGUCUACCGUUCCGGUUUCCCCUAAAAUUCCACAAGAAGAAAACCCUCUAGUCGAAGCCGAACUGACAGAAACAGAAGAACGUUCCCCGAUUUCCCAAGGAACCGAGCCUGAGGAUAUCGAGGCCAUUGCGGCUCAUUACGACUCUGAUUCGGAGGAGAGGGCAGAAAGGCUGAGGGAGGAGAACCAAGACCGUGAAGGGGAGAAUAUAGUGGAGGAAACGCCAGUUGUGGAGACCGUCCGUCAGGAGAGGUUAGCAGGAGGGGAAGGGGAAGUACGGAGUGAAGGGAAAGGGCCAGAGUCAGUAGAUUCCCAAGUGAAAGCCGGGGAUGAUAGAAUGCAAGUAGAAGAGGAGGGACCACCCAUGGAAACCCAAGUACCGGAAACGGUGACGCCUUCCAUCUUAAAACCGCCACCAGUGAAGCGGCCGAUAACAGAGAAACCGAAACCCACACGGGUAUCUCAGCGAUGCCUAGGCAAAUGGACAGCAAGCAAGGCCCAGACGAACACGACUGAGAACCCAGUAGAGAUCAUAAGCGAGGAGGAACAAGCCACUCCGAAGAAGGCUGAAAUUGAACCUGUUCAAGCUACUGAUCAGGAAGACGUUGGGGUGUCUUCAGUACAGAACGAACCGGGCACGGAAACUGAAUGGAUGACUGAAGGUCCAGACCUCGCAUCCGGGUCAGUAAGCCCAAGAGGAUCUGAGCAUGUUAAAUACCCAGUCCCAGGAGACACCACCCUUACUGCCCAAGAGGAGGAAACCCAAUACCAGCGAGCCAGGAAGAGAAAAGGGAAGGCUCCACUCAAAAAGAAGUCGGUUACCAAAAAGCCCAGAGUAGCAAACACAAGAAUCGUGAUUACCGAAGCGUCUCAAAGGACUCCACCCAGUCGAGGAGAGCGGAGUGAUAGCGAGUACACCGCCAGUGAAGAGUCGGAUUCAGAUAGCGGCAUAUCCUUGGAGAAUGAGGAGUAUGGGGAACAGUCACUCCCAGAUGAUCACCGAGAGCUUGUCCACCCACCAGUGGAGAGGCUCAGAUAUAGAAGAUGGACCGUAGAUUUCACAAAUGAGAUCGCUGAGGAGAUGAAACUCUUCGAGACGCAGAAGCUGCAGGACACCUUUGAAAGCUUUGGGUUUUGA
Messenger RNA from Salvia splendens (bonfire salvia), 1287 nucleotides. RefSeq lists its product as uncharacterized. The coding region runs from base 1 to 1287 and encodes 428 amino acids. The transcript is spliced from 2 exons. The record is from RefSeq and is a predicted model, not a curated record. Lineage: Eukaryota; Viridiplantae; Streptophyta; Magnoliopsida; Lamiales; Lamiaceae.